Molecule: messenger RNA, 1875 nt
Organism: Cicer arietinum (chickpea)
Lineage: Eukaryota; Viridiplantae; Streptophyta; Magnoliopsida; Fabales; Fabaceae
Product: ethylene-responsive transcription factor CRF1-like
Biological process (GO): regulation of DNA-templated transcription
Molecular function (GO): DNA-binding transcription factor activity; DNA binding
Source: RefSeq, a predicted model, not a curated record
GGUCCUCUCAGAAAACACUGAAACUAUUGCUCUCCAAGUUCUUAGUCUGUUUUACCCAUUGAGUGACACCAACAACACAUAUCACCCUUCAUUUCACAGAAUCUAUACCAUUUCUGCCUUCUAUUCUCCUCUUUCACUUUGAAUCACAAAGAUUUACUCUUUUUUUCCAUUCAAGAAGUUUCAACGAAACUCUCCUCAACAAAAACACUACAAAGAAUCACACCCCAUGAUGUUAAAAGCUCUUCUUUUCUCUUUAUUCUUCUCACUCUCUACCAUUUCUACUCCCUUCCAUUUUUAAUAUUUACUUUCCUUUUCUUUCUUUUAUCUUUCUCUUUUUCCUCUCAAAACCUCACCUUUUCGUCUCUUUUUGGAAGAUUUUUCUUCAUAAAAAGCCUUUGGAGUACCCAUCCUAAAGCUCUAACCUUCUUCUACACGAUUCACUUUAAAUUCCAAAACCGGACCUAUUUGUUCCUUAUAAAAAAACACUGUUUUCUUUCUCAUAACAAUAAACACAAUGGAACAGAACAAUAACAAGAGUAUCCUAUGCAAAUACACAGAGCAUCAGACUGUCACAAAAAAACUCAUCAAAACAACAAAAACAGUUAACAACAAAACUGUAGAACCCAGAGUUGUACGAAUAUCCGUUACCGACCCAGACGCAACCGACUCAUCCAGCGACGAAGAAGGAGAACAAACUUUCUUCCGAAACAGAACCAAACGCUAUAUCAACCGUAUCGAAAUCGAAACCACCGUCAAACCCGCCGUCAACAGAAAAAGACCCGCCGGAGAAACAUCCACCGUCAAACGACCUGCCAAAGUUCCUGCUAUCACCACCGGGAAAAAAUUCCGCGGUGUUCGGCAGAGACCAUGGGGUAAAUGGGCGGCUGAGAUUCGAGAUCCUGCUCGGAGGGUUCGUCUUUGGUUAGGAACCUUCGAAACCGCAGAAGAAGCUGCAAUGGUUUACGACAAUGCCGCGAUUAAGCUUCGUGGACCAGACGCUUUAACAAAUUUCAUAACUCCGCCGCAGAAGGAAACCUCCCCCGUGAAACCCGUCAUGAAGGUCGUCGUCGACGGUGAAACUGAAACCGAAGCUGAACCUCAAGCUUCUAGAUAUUGUUACGACUCCGGCGAAUGUAUUCCGGUUUCAUCUCCAACUUCGGUUCUUAAUUUCCGGAGUAGUAACUGUAACUCCGGCGAGUCACAAGAAUCAGAAGAAACAAGUGAAGUUUCAGAAGUUUUCAGAGAGUGUGAAGGUGAAACUAAUUUGUUCGAUGAAACGGCGCAGUUUUAUCAAAUGGAUAUGCCUACUUGGGAUGAUGUGUUUAAUUUCCAAACUCCAGAGUUUUCUUUGAUGUUUGAAGAAGAAAACUGUAAAAUGUUUGGGGAGAAUACUACGCCGUUUUUGUGUGGUGAUGAUUUAAACGACAGCAUUGUUCUUGCUGACUCACUCAUUGAUUUUGACAAAGCAUGUUUUCCUUCUUCACCUUCUCCUUCAUCAUCUUUCUGCCAAGUGGAGGAUGAUUUCUUUCAAGAUAUUUUGUUAUCUUCAGAUCCUCUAGUUUUGCUUUGACAAGUCUUAUUUUUGUUAUGGUGAAAUUAUUACCAAAAAAACAAAAUAAAAUGGUUAAUUAAAAAAAAAAAGUUAAAAUCAAUACCAGCUUAUUUAAGUAUUAUUGUUUAUUUGUUUUGAUACACUCUGUUUACAAAAUGCUAACGGAGGAAUGUAUGGUUGAGUGAAGUUUUGUUUAAGAUUCUACUUGUAACAGUGUUUUUUUUGCUUAAUAAUUAGAAUGGUUGAGAGAUGUACUAAUGUAUAUUGUUCAGAAGUUUUAUUCGAGCUUAUUGCAAUUUUGUAUUAUAUUCUCUUUUUGUCAA